UAUUUUUCCACGUGUGUUUUUAAUAGUUAAUUUCAAUUAAUUGAAAACAAAUAAUUAUAAUGCCAGUAAUGCAGAGAAUAAAGAAACCUACCACACGUAGGGGUAAAAAAGUAUUGCUUGCUAAAGAGCCUAAGCCCGUCGAAGGGCCAAAGCAAUGCCUCUUCAUGCAAGGACGCAAUCCGUCAGAGCGCACCAGAAAACUAUUGAAGGACAUCUAUGACUUGAAAAAGCCAGAUGCUGCAUAUUUUACCCGUAAAAAUGACUUUGUACCAUUUGAAGAUGCAUCACUUAUUGAAAAGUUGUGUGACAAAAAAGAUGCUGCAUUGUUUGGAGUGGGUUCACAUUCCAAAAAGAGGCCACACAACAUAAUAUUGGGAAGGACCUUCAAUUACUCAAUAUUGGAUAUGAUAGAGCUCGGAGCUGAGAACUUUAAAGCAAUGUCAGAUUUCCAGAACAUGAAAGUCCUUGCGGGGCUCAAACCUUGCCUGUUAUUCAACGGGCCAGCCUGGGACUUGAACGAAGACUUAAAAAGAUUAAAGUCAUUGUUCACUGAUUUCUUCUACAGAGAAAAGGUUGAGACAAUCAGGCUGCAGGGCUUGGAGCAUGUACUCAGUUUCACAGCCACAGAUGACGGUAUGAUUUACCUGAGGUCAUACAGGAUACUGCUAAAGAAAAGUGGUCAGAGGACACCUCGAGUGGAAUUGGAGGAAAUUGGCCCAUCAAUAGAUUUCAAACUGAGAAGAACUAAGUUAGCAGCAAAUGAUCUCUUCAAAGAAGCUUGCAGGAUUCCAAGAGAAGCCAAGACAGGUGUUAAAAAGAAUAUCUCCAGAGAUGCAUUUGGUUCAAAGUUGGGUCGCAUUCACAUGGGCAAACAAGAUAUCGGCAAACUACAGACUCGAAAGAUGAAGGGUCUCAAGAAAACAACAGAAGAGAAGAAACAAAUGCUCCUGAAAAAGAAAAAGGCAAAGAAAGCUGCCAGCCAAGCCGAAACAAAAGCAUAAAUAAAUGGAUUUGUUACAAAAAUCACUUAUUUUUAUUUAUUAA
This is a messenger RNA of Ostrinia nubilalis (European corn borer), 1044 nucleotides long. RefSeq names its product ribosome production factor 2 homolog (gene Non3). Bases 60 to 1001 code for a protein of 313 amino acids. The record is from RefSeq and is a predicted model, not a curated record. The transcript has 5 exons. Gene Ontology annotation, cellular component: nucleolus. Lineage: Eukaryota; Metazoa; Arthropoda; Insecta; Lepidoptera; Crambidae. Gene Ontology annotation, molecular function: rRNA binding. Gene Ontology annotation, biological process: ribosomal large subunit assembly; maturation of LSU-rRNA from tricistronic rRNA transcript (SSU-rRNA, 5.8S rRNA, LSU-rRNA).